GAACCAAGAACAUCUCCCGUGUGUCCCAGAUAAUGCUUUUUCUUGAAAUGUUGGUUUCUUUGGUCCAAAUAUCAGUGUCAUUGCUGUGUUUGACGUUAGCAAGUACCGAUGUUGGAGAAGAAAUCAACGAGACAGUCAUUUGCACCAAGGACUUAAUAGAGGUGGAAAUCCCAAGUAUUUUUUUUCUAACCAAGAAUCCUCCAAUUUUAAUUUCUGAUUUGCACCUUAAUGAUCCUGAAUGCCGCGGCAAAGAAAAAGACGAUUCUUACGUGUUCAGCAUCCAAACUAAUUUUACAGACUGUGGAACAUUAAUGGCAUCCGAUGAUUCUCAUAUUGUGUUCCUCAACACCAUACACAGCAAUUCCACUGAUGUGGUCACUCGAUCGUACAUCAAUAUAACUUUUGCCUGUCGCUAUCCCAUUAAUUACAUGGUACAGCAGCCCAAUGGGGAGAGCCGGAUCAGUGUUGAUAUCAGGACCAUAACACUGAGCACUGAGGAUGGAAACUUUUCAGUCUCCAUGAUGUUAUACAAAGACGAGGGAUUUCAUGACAUGUGGACCACGGUCCCCUCACUUCAACUGGAAGACAAUAUAUUUGUCAGAAUUUAUAUGAUUCCAGGUCAUCUUAUAAUACGAAUGGAGAAAUGUUGGGCAACUCCUACAAAUGAUCCGUCUCAUCCUGUUCAAUACACAUUUAUACAGGACAGCUGUUCCCAUGUAUUUUUGGAUGAAACCUUAUCAAUCAUUAUGAAUGGGGUUGGUGCAGAAGCAAAGUUUAGGAUUCAGAUGUUCAAGUUUGUAGGACUCGCUUACAACAACGUCUUUCUGCAUUGCACUGUUCAGAUAUGCCACGAUACUGAAAACAUCUGUAAGCCAAAUUGUACAAACCACAGAAAGAAAAAUAGAAACAGGAGAGACCUACCUGCUGCUCAUACUGUUACUUAUGGUCCAAUUGAGCUCAGAGUGUCAGACGAUGGAGGUGCUGCGACGGCCAGAGGAAAACUGCUACCAAUAGAAACAAUGAUACUUGCCAGCGUCCUCACUGUUGCUUUGGUAAUUACCGGCAUAUUUGGAAAACUCUUCCUAAGUUCCCGGAGAUCAUAUCCAACAAUGCAAGCCCAGCUAACACUUGCCAAUAUUCACCACUCUGAAGUAGCCUCGUGAUGGAAUGACACUUUGAAAUAUUGUACUGCUAACAAUGAUUUUAAUGGAAAAAUUA
Molecule: messenger RNA, 1218 nt
Organism: Pelobates fuscus (common spadefoot toad)
Lineage: Eukaryota; Metazoa; Chordata; Amphibia; Anura; Pelobatidae
Product: alpha-tectorin-like
Exons: 9
Coding region: 33-1163 (376 amino acids)
Biological process (GO): neutrophil migration
Cellular component (GO): cell surface; apical plasma membrane
Source: RefSeq, a predicted model, not a curated record